Molecule: messenger RNA, 4440 nt
Organism: Trifolium pratense (red clover)
Lineage: Eukaryota; Viridiplantae; Streptophyta; Magnoliopsida; Fabales; Fabaceae
Product: protein TORNADO 1-like
Exons: 3
Coding region: 150-4289 (1379 amino acids)
Molecular function (GO): protein binding
Source: RefSeq, a predicted model, not a curated record
GUAAAAAAAAAAAAACACUACAUUACAAUGACUAACUCUGCAUUUGUACACUGUCUUCCAAAAAGCCUAUGGAUUCCAAAACAUAGUUUUUAGAUGUUGGGGUUUAUACAACAAAUCUUUGCAACUUAGAAACAGUUUCUAAACUAACAAUGUCAUCAAACCAAAACCUAAAAGACCUACAAUGGUUUCUUCAAGCAAUCACCAUGGAGAACCAAAACCUACACAGCAUUUCCUUCUACCUUUCCCAACCAACCUCAAAUUGUUACCAAGAAACAAACAACUCCAUAAACAUAAACAUUUCCAAAGAAAAUCAACAACACUUUUCCAACCUCUUAACAUCACUAGCAUCAUCCAAGAACACAAGUUCAACUUUAAGAAACUUAGAGUUUCACAAAGUUGAAUGGGAAUCACAACAGGUAAAAAACCUUGAAACCCUUUUGAGGAAUCAUCAAAAUUUAAAGCAAAUUCUUUUUAGAAGAAAUAGAUUCAAUGGAAAAAGUAUGAAAGAUUUUUCUGAUAUUUUGAAGGAAAAUAAAGUUAUUAAAGAGAUUAUGUUUUCAGAAUCAUGUAUUGGUUCUAAUGGAGCUGGUUUAAUUGGUUCUUCUCUUAUGGUUAAUCAUAGUUUAGAAGAGUUGCAGAUUUGGGAAGAUUCAAUAGGUUCAAAAGGUGCUGAAGAACUUUCAAAGAUGAUUGAAGUGAAUCCAAAUCUUAAGCUUUUAACUAUUUUUGACUCAAAUGCUAUUACUGCUACACCUCUUAUAUCUGCAGUUUUGGCUAGAAAUAGAACAAUGGAAGUUCAUGUUUGGUGUGGUGAUCAAAAUGGUGAAAAAAGUUCUAAGGUUGUUGAAUUUGUACCUGGUAACAGUACAUUGAGAAUUUACAAGCUUAACCUUUCAGGUACUUGUAGAGUUGUUUGUUCUUUAGGAAUGAAUUUCACUGUUAAAUCACUUGAUAUGACUGGUGUUAAGAUAAAAUCGAAAUGCGCUAAGGAGUUUAGAUGGGUUUUAGAACAAAACCAAACCAUAAAAGAGGUUAAUUUUUCAAGAACAUGUCUUAAAGAUAAGGGCAUUGUGUAUGUUGCAGCUGGACUGUUUAAGAAUCAUAGUCUGCAAACUUUGCAUCUAACUGGAAAUUGGUUUCGUGGAAUCGGUGUCGAGCAUUUACUUUGUCCUUUGAGUAGAUUUUCAUCAUUGCAAAUGCAAGCUAACAUUAGUUUGAAGUGUGUUACUUUUGGAGGAGGGAGAACAAGAAUAGGAAGGGAUGGUUUGGCAGCUAUAAUGCAAUUUCUUAUAACGAACGAGACAGUAAUGCGGUUUGGGAUACAUGAUGAUGAGAGUUUGAGACCAGAUGAUUUUGUUAAAAUCUUUAAGAGCUUAGAGAAGAAUGCUAGUUUGAAAUGUUUGUCUUUGCAAGGUUGUAAAGGUGUUCAAGGAGAGACAUUGCUGGAGAUAAUUAUGGAGACAUUGCAGAUAAAUCCUUGGAUUGAAGAAAUUGAUCUCUCUAGAACACCUUUACAUAAUUCUGGAAAGACUAAUGGAAUUUAUCAGAGAUUAGGGCAGAAUGAGAAUCCUGAACCAGAAAUGGAUUUGAUCAAAGAUAUGCCACUCACUGAGCCUAAGAGUUGCAGAGUUUUCUUUUGUGGACAAGAAUGUGCAGGCAAAACCACACUUUGUCAAUCAGUAUCGCAAAACUUCUCUUCUUCGGCGGCGCUUCCCUACUUGGAUCAAGUAAGAACAAUAGUGAAUCCAGUGGAGCAGGCUGUUAAAACAACAGGAAUGAAGAUAAAAACAUUUAAAGAUGAAGAUACAAAGAUUUCAAUCUGGAAUUUAGCUGGUCAACAUGAGUUUUUCUCACUUCAUGAUCUUAUGUUCCCGGGGCACGGAAGUGCAUCGAUUUUCAUCAUUGUAUCGAGUUUAUUCAGGAAGCCAGGUAAUAGAGAACCCAAAAGCACUGCAGAGAUUGAAGAGGAUUUGCAAUAUUGGCUAAGGUUCAUAGUUUCCAACUCCAAAAGAGCAGUGCAACAAUGCAUGCUGCCUAGUGUAGCUGUUGUUCUUACACACUUUGAUAAAAUCAACCAAUCAUCACAAAAUUUGCAGCAAACGGUCGAUUCAAUUCAAAGACUGAGAGAGAAGUUUCAAGGAUAUGUUGAAUUCUACCCAACUAUAUUCACGGUUGAUGCACGAUCAUCAGCAUCAGUUAGUAAACUCACCCAUCACAUCCGAAAGACAUGCAAAACAAUUCUACAAAGAGUACCGCGAGUUUACCAACUUUGCAAUGAUCUGAUACAGAUUUUAUCUGAAUGGAGAGCAGAGAAUUACAACAAGCCAGCUAUGAAGUGGAAGGAGUUUGGUGAGUUGUGUCAAGUAAAAGUCCCACAUUUGAGAAUCCGAUCGAGACAUUAUAAUAAAGAAGCGGUUGAAAUGAAACGAAAAGCUGUUGCUACUUGUCUUCAUCACGUUGGUGAAGUGAUUUAUUUUGAUGAGUUGGAGUUUCUAAUUUUAGACUGCGAGUGGUUCUGUGGUGAAGUACUUGGUCAGCUCAUAAAGUUGAAUGUUAGAAAGCAUCACUCUUCCGAAAACAAUGGAUUCAUUAGUAGGAAGGAACUUGAGAAAAUCUUAAGAGGAAGUUUACAAAGUCCAAUUCCUGGUAUGGGAUCAAAGGUAUUUGAGAACUUAGAUGCUAGUGACCUUGUGAGAAUGAUGCUUAAACUUGAACUUUGUUAUGAGCAAGAUCCAUCGGAUCAAAAUUCUCUACUAUUGAUUCCCUCCAUUCUUGAAGAAGGUAGAGCAAAGCCUCAGAAGUGGCAGAUAAGCUCACCAGAUUGUCUUUAUGCUGGACGCCAUCUUGAGUGUGAUGAUUCAAGUCAUAUGUUUCUAACUCCUGGAUUCUUCCCUCGCUUACAGGUGCACCUUCACAACAAAAUAAAGUCUCUCAUGAAUCAACAUGGCGCAACUUACAGUCUUGAGAAGUACCUCAUUUCAAUCAGCAUUAAUGGAAUCUAUAUCAGAGUUGAGCUUGGAGGACAACUCGGUUACUAUAUCGACAUUCUUGCAUGCUCCACCAAAAACUUGACAGAAACUUUAAGAGUCAUUCAGCAACUUAUAAUACCGGCUAUUCAAAGUGUUUGCCAUGGGAUCACCAUGACUGAAAGUGUCAUUAGACCUGAAUGCGUGCGAAAUUUGACACCACCUAGAUACAGAAGAACUCAAUUUGCUUCCCUGCAGCAACUGAAACAAGCACUACUUUCACUUCCAGCAGACAGCAUGUAUGAUUAUCAACACACAUGGAGUUUGGUCUUGGAUUCUGGCAGGCCUAUUCUCCACGAAGGGUUUGAUUUUGCGCGAGACCUUUUAUCGGAUGAUGACUUCCGGGAAGUGCUGCAUCGCAGAUAUCAUGAUCUACACAGUCUUGCUCAGGAACUGCAAAUCCCACCUGAAAACAACCCUGAAGGGCAAGAUCAAGCUGUAACCUUAAGCAAUGAAGCUGAAAGAGUUGAACCAACCUUUGGAGGCAUUGCUAAAGGGGUUGAAGAAGUUUUACAAAGAUUGAAAAUUAUUGAACAAGAAAUCCGAGACUUGAAGCAAGAAAUCCAAGGGCUCAGAUAUUACGAACACAGACUCCUACUUGAGCUUCAUCGCAAAGUGAAUUACAUAGCAACCUUCAAUUCUCAAGUAGAGGAGAGGAAAGUACCUAACAUGUUCUAUUUCGUAAAAGCAGAGAACUACUCAAGGAGACUGAUCACCAGCAUGGUUUCUGGCAUGACAGCUCUCCGGCUUCACAUGUUAUGCGAGUUUCGGGGACAAAUGCAUGUUGUUGAAGAUCAAAUGGGUUGUGAAAUGAUGCAAGUUGAUAACAUGGCCGUGAAGUCUUUAGCUCCAUAUAUGAAAAAGUUCAUGGUUAUGGUAACUUUUGCUCUUAAAAUAGGAGCUCAUCUUGCAGCUGGAAUGGGGGAAAUGAUACCAGAUUUGAGCAAGGAAGUGGCUCAUUUGGCUGGCUCUUCAGUUCUCUUUGGUGCAGCAGGGGCAACUGCAGCUGGUCUUGUAGGGGCUGCUGCUAUCGGUCGUAGAAACAGGUCCACGGAAGGUUCAAGGGGCAUUCAACAAGACAUAAAAGCAGCACAGCAAUGGAUGGUUGAUUUCUUGAGGGAAAGGAGGUGUUCCACAGGGAAGGAUAUUGCAGAGAAGUUCGGACUAUGGCGUGUAAGGUACAGGGAUAAUGGUCAGAUUGCAUGGAUCUGUAGAAGGCACAUGUACGAGAGAUCUGCAGAGAUAAUUGAAGUGCCUAUUUGAAACAGAAGAAAUUGUUAUACAACACUGGGAACCUUAGUUUUCAAGUUUCUUUUUUUUUUUUUUUUUUGUUUGUUUUUUGUCUGUAUCUGAACCAUGAAUAUCAGAAUAUGGCAUGUAUUGAAGUUCUCCGGAACAUUAAGAGUUCAAAUGU